Lytechinus pictus (painted urchin) is the source of this 2701-nucleotide messenger RNA. Its product is annotated as metalloprotease TIKI1-like. Gene Ontology annotation, biological process: negative regulation of Wnt signaling pathway. Gene Ontology annotation, molecular function: metalloendopeptidase activity. Gene Ontology annotation, cellular component: membrane. The coding region runs from base 636 to 1334 and encodes 232 amino acids. Lineage: Eukaryota; Metazoa; Echinodermata; Echinoidea; Temnopleuroida; Toxopneustidae. The record is from RefSeq and is a predicted model, not a curated record. The transcript has 2 exons.
AAUACUAGCCCCGCGAAUUCGAUCGAAAACAGUAGUUGAUGCGAAAGUCAUCACACAGUCUGGACUGUUUUGCCCCGACCAAGCUUAUUCCGAAAGCUUCUUGGAUUUCUUUUGAUGUUGAUAACUCGAUCUGCGAUCGCCAAUUUGUGAACAUUUCCGCUCAGUACACAUUUACUUCACUUGAUUCUUGAGUGAGCUAUUCAUGGUUCUAUGGUAAGGAGUUUAUUCUACAGACCAGUGGUCAAUAGACGGCUUGUUUGUUGUUUCGGCCAACUAUACCACUUUUGAACGGGGAACACUGGGCUUCGCUACAACGCAAAAUCUGGAAUAGUUCCAUUACCAGAGAUGAUUCUUUGAUCUUCGCAUAAUCUUCUCCCAGGGAAAAUUCCUUUGAUUUAUAAUAUGGAUAAUUCAGAUGAGAUCUGGAAUACACUUCGAACACAACUGCUGUCUCUUAUUUCGCUUGAGUGAAAUAGUUGGCGACCUUUUGUCGGCGAGUCUCUCCCACCACUGGCGCAGGAGUCAAACACUGCUGGUCUCCACCGGAGUUGAUCGGCUUGCAGCGGGUUCUCUCACCCGGAGCUCUGGCGUGCUGUGAAUCGACUGUCCGUGUAGUGGAGGGGACGUGUACAGCCAUGCUGUGGUGGGAUAUAGUCGUUGUCUUAGUGCUGGUUUUCUUGCCUUGGCCGUGGGGUGUUGCUUCAAAUAUGCAACACCUUCGAGAGCAGCUCAACUGUCAUACUCAUACACAGGGAACAAAUUCGUUUUUAUGGCAAGUUCGACGACAUCCGCCUGCCUAUUUUCUGGGGACAAUACACGUACCAUACACACGUGUGUGGGAUUAUAUUCCUCAAAAUACCAAAGUUGCUUUCCAGGAAAGCGAAAAUAUAUUUGUCGAACUGGAUCUCACGGAUCCCAACACGAUGUCGGAGUUGGCGAACUGUCAGUUGUUGCCAAACGGGGAAAACCUGAGCGAUGUCCUACCACAUGGUAUGUACCGGAGAUUAAAAACUCAUUUGCAGUAUGUGAAGCGGAUGAUGCCGCAGUGGUUGAGCGCUGAUCAACGAGGUCGAUCGUUCUAUGCCGAUUACCUCUUCGAAGCCAUCGUCGGCAACUGGGAACGAAAAAGACCUAUUUGGGUCAUGCUUGUCAUCGAUUCGUUGACGGAAGCCGACAUUAAAUCGAGGGAAAUACCAGUUUUGGAUUUAUAUUUGGCCCAGGAGGCCACGAGACGCAAUAAAAGAACCGGGGCUGUUGAACAAGUUGAAGAACAAUGCAUUCCUCUCAAUGGAUUAAACUUCACGCAGGUAAGUUUAUUGUUGUUGUUGUCUUGACAAGGCAGAAAAGUGUGGAAGUGUAGUGAAAAUCUGGAAAAGAGUUUGUGUUCGGUGUUAAUCGUUUAAGCAGUGAUUGGUGAUUGUUUUGGCGCGGUUGUCUUUGAUGGGCACUAAUGAUGAUACAUUAGAGGUUAUAAAUUCGAUUAGGAUGUUCGGGCUGUUCCGAUUUGAGUGUGUCGCGAUGUACAUGCGUGCGAAGAGCACUUUUCACAACUUGUUAUGAUUAUUGUUCACCAUCAAAGGAACGCAGCGUGUUUUUGACGAUUCCAACUGCGAAACUGGUGUGUAAAUAGUGAGAGGAAAUUCUCACGAUUCGCAAGAAAAACUCGCUCUCGAGUCUUUGAAACGUCUGUCCGACAUUUCCGAUUUUCUUUUUUUACACAUAUUUAGCGCUGGUUUACCGACUCUAUUCAGAAAUAUGUUUUUUGACAUGAUUCCGAUCUGUUCAUGUUUUUAUGUGAAAGAAAAUUUUAAUCUUCCAUGUUCUGAAUACCCUUCCGUUUGUGAGACCUUGGGUGUUCCUUAGAACACGUCCUCUCCCAUGGACAAUGGUAAGGAAUUUGAUCAACAGGCCGUAUAAUGAUUUCAAUAGCCGGUAACACCACCCUUCUAAUUUAGACGGCAUUAGCGCUCCUUUAGAAACCCGAUCAACUGGAUAAGUUUUGGGGAACAUAAAGAGCUUCGCAGCAAAAGGGAUUUCGAUUUUCGGGUGUGCUGAAAAAAAAGAGAGAGGUGGUCGGUUGCAGCGGUGGAGAAAAACACGCAUUUACCGGACACUCGAGAAAGGAAUGGAAAUUAGGGUGUAAAAAUCGGCUGAAAUGGGGAGUAUUGAAUAUCAGAUCGGAGGGUUGACUUUCAAGUUCCAUUUCAAGGAACUAUUGACGAACUUCUCUUCAGCCCUUACGAUGACCGCUCAAAGUGCAAGGCCCGCUUCGCGACAGCAAACGGGGAAUUCUUCGCGCCAUGACCUUGUCUGUUUGCAUCUAAUUAAAAGCACGAGCCUUCUCUAUUUUGUAAUUCUUUGAAGUUACCGACUUUGUAAGAGAAUGAGACACUUAACAAGGCUGGUGCCAUGCCAGAAGGUCGAUGGAUAACUGAAUAAACGAUAAAACAUAAGCUUUCCAUGGCUCGGCAUGUAGUUUAUGUGAUGACUGAUUUUUAUCUCUUCUUCAGCAGAAGAUGUUGACCUACUCGGUGGUGGCGUUUUGCAUAGUAUGUCUCGGUAAUGUAAAGGGGAAUUCUUUCGGAUGCUAGGGUUUUAGUGACAGUAUAGGGAAAAUGUUACAGUAGUUUAGAAUGAAUCAUAAUGAUUUGAUAUUAUUAAUAUAUGAAAAUACAAUCAAAGAAAAGGGAAUGGUAAAUAG